Molecule: messenger RNA, 2277 nt
Organism: Trichoplusia ni (cabbage looper)
Lineage: Eukaryota; Metazoa; Arthropoda; Insecta; Lepidoptera; Noctuidae
Product: ashwin-like
Exons: 3
Coding region: 93-596 (167 amino acids)
Biological process (GO): embryonic morphogenesis
Cellular component (GO): tRNA-splicing ligase complex
Source: RefSeq, a predicted model, not a curated record
CAAUGUUUAUACUGUCAAUCCGAAUAUGUCAGCUGUUGAAGUAAGGCGGUAUUAAAUUUGGAUAUAUUUUUGUAUUCUUUUACUUUCUUUAUAUGCGAUGUUUUGUUGGUAUAAUGUCGGUUCCGUGUGAAAUGUUAUUGCAUCCUGAGCUUUUAAGUAAUGACCAAUUAAUAUGCGUCAUUCAACAGCGACAUCUUCGAGUCCCAAACAUGGAACUAAUGCGAAGGGAUGAACUAUUGGAGGUAUUCCAUAAUUAUUGCGUUCCUUAUGGCCAAAGGAAGUACAGGGAUACGGGCAGAGGCAAAUUACUAAAUAAAACGCGGCAACCGAGCCCUGAGCCGGCAAAAAAGUUAAAUGUCAUGCAUAGUCAAGAAAGCAAACAGUCCAAAGUAAAACUAAGCUGUGAAAGACUAAAACCACCGCCAGACGUGUUCUCCAGCCACACAAAGAGAAUUAAACUAGAAACAACAAUAUCACCAAUUGCACACAAUGAUAUUUUUAAUAUCAAUAAAAGAAAAGUUGCUAUUGACCCUGCAACUCUAUCAAAUGACUGUCCACCACCCAAGAAAGAAAGGAAACCAAUAACCUGGCCAUAAAUAGUGAGGAUUUAGGUUUUUUAUUUGUUUGUUUAUGGAACAUUAUGUAUGAAACCGUAUUUUUAAUGCUCAUCACUCUAUACAGUCUAUACAAAAAUCAAUACACUUAGUAGAAUUCUGUUUUAGUAUAUAGGUAUAACUUGUAAAGGUUUUUAUGUUGCAGCUCAUCUAUAAGUAGAUAAAUAUUAUUAGGUAUCAAUAACUAGAUUCAGUUUAACAUGCUAUAUGAAAGAUAGCUUUCUGUUGUCACAUUCAAUACCCAAUACUUUAAUGCUUCCAGCACAGUUACAGGUGGUAAUUCAAAGCUUUGAGGGUUGUAUUCCAAUGAAACCACACUUAUUGGAACACUGUAUUUUGUGUGCAACAUGCAUCAGCUAUAAGAUUUGAAAUAAUUAGUUUUCAAGCUUGUGCUUUGCUUAAACAUAAUGCAUUGAGUCCAGUAAGUGAAGUAUCAUUGGUUAGAGAAAAUUUACAAAAAGGAUAAGCAGUGGUUCAUUCAAAUUUAGGUGAAUGAAAUAUAAAAUUGUAAAUAUCACAAGAGUUACUUUGACAAUCUAGGAUUCAGCUGUGAGUCACAGAUUAAAUUGUUAGAUAAGUACAUUAAUUUAAUCCUUAGUUUUAGUGUGUUGUACAUUUUUAUAUAUAAACUGUUAUCAUAAAACUAUGUCUUAUGUAACUGUCUUUAAAUCUGUUGAAUACUUGUCAAUUACUUCUAUGUUGGAUUCAUGGAAAUAGACACAUUUUGUCCAGUAGAUAAAAAAAUAGAAUAAAAUGCCAUAAUUAGUUGUUACUUUUGUUAUCAAAUGAUUAUAUUCAUAUGAAACGGAUAUUUUGAGCUAUAUGAUGGCAACAUUUAAACUUUAUUUUAUGGUAACACUGUGGUUGUCUUUAACAUAUUUUUAUGCAUUCCCAUGCUUCCACUAAAUAGAGAUAUUUUCAACAGAAAAUUGACUGAAAUUAAUUGCAUGCAAUAAAAGACGAAAUAUUUUUUUCAGAUGCAUAACCUCAUAAAAUGUUUUAAUUGACACAAUAUUAUUGUUAUAACCUCAUCAACAUUACAAUUAAUCAUAUUAGAAGCACUGCAGUAGUUAGUGCAAUGUGAAUACAAAAAAAUAUUUAACAAAUAAUUGUACAUUGAACUAGAAGCUUUGUAGACAAAACAGAAAAUUGACUGAAAUUAAUUGCAUGCAAUAAAAGACGAAAUAUUUUUUUCAGAUGCAUAACCUCAUAAAAUGUUUUAAUUGACACAAUAUUAUUGUUAUAACCUCAUCAACAUUACAAUUAAUCAUAUUAGAAGCACUGCAGUAGUUAGUGCAAUGUGAAUACAAAAAAAUAUUUAACAAAUAAUUGCACAUUGAACUAGAAGCCUUGUAGACAAAUAGCACAAUAUUCUCAAUAUUUAAUGUAUCUGGGGCACUCCACCUCCUAAAGUAGGACUGUUAAGCUUGACGACGGUAGUGUCCUCAGCUGCAUUAGACUAAUUUAAGUCAUGCUGAUAUAGACUCAAUUUAUAAUACAAUAAGCUUCUUUUUCCUUCUCGAUGUCCUAUGUUUGCGGUCUGUGAUUAUAUGAGGUCGCGUUGUCCACUAGUCUCGUUGAGGACCUCGUCUUCUUUUUUUUCUUUAAAAAAAAAGAACUUCCGCAGUAAGGAAUUUAAUUCUUGUGUCGCGCGGGUUUUACA